GUCUGCAGGGGGGGGGGAAGAGAGAGAUUUUAGAGAGAGAAAGUGAAGAGAGAGAAGGGGAAAAGAGGUUGUGGGGUGUUUCGAAUUUGGAGCUUCUUUAUUUGCUUUUUCCAUUUUAUCUCUCUAACGGCCCCCAACGUGAGAGACACAGGACUUGGAUUUCUGGGUAGAGAGAGAAAGUGGGAGAAACACAUAAUGGGUUCAUUCUGCUUCUUCAAUGAUGAGAGUUGAUGAGAAGAGAGAGAAACAUGGGAUCGAAAACCGAGGGCUCACCCUUGAAGGAAAAGGCGUUGGUUUGAUGAAAAUCAUGAAGUAAGAGUUAAGGGGAUUCCAUUUUCAGACUCGGAUGGCGCGUUGAAUACUGUGAAGCAUUUUAGAGAGAGAGAGAGAGCAUCACAGUCGACACUGCUCGAGCCUUCAAUUAUUGAGAAACCCUCUCAAGUUUGAAACCCGAGGAGAGAGAAACAAUAGAGUAAAGUAAACAGAAGUUUCUCUAUUGUAGUAUAGAGAGAGAUUUCUAGAUUUUUAUUGUGGUGUUUUUGUUGGGGUGGAGAGAGAGAGACUGCUUUAAGGUGUAAGAGUAUAGAGAAGCAUAGGAGAAAGUACAAGAGUUUUAAAUAGGAAUUUUUAUUAAGAGAGAAGGAGAGAGUUCCUUCUAGUUUCUUAUUACGGUGUAGAGAGAGAAGCUACAAGUUUAGAAUAACAAGGAGUUUAUGGUGUUUUAGGGCAGUGAGAGGGGCAAAGCACUGUAGAGAUAGCUAAAGAAGUUGUAGAGAGAAAAAGAGUGAUCCUCCUAGUGCUUAUUUAUGGUGUAGACAGAGAGAGGAGCUAUUAAUUUUACAGUAUCAAGAAAGUGUUUAUGGAGUUAUAUAGAGGGGAGCAAGUAGUUUAGAGUGAGAAUAGUGUGUUCUAUAGGGUUUAGAGAGCACUGCAGAGAAUAGAAAGUUUAAAAACUAGAGUUUUUUUAGAUAGAGAGAGAGUUGGUCAGUGCAGUGUAGAGAGAGAGGGAGGGAGGUCUAGAGAGUGGGGUUUUUUUGCCGUGAGUGUAGUGCAGAGAGAGAGUGGAGUUUCUUUCUUGAGGGUAGUGUAGAGAGAUUCUCCUAGAGUGUGGUGCAAAGAGAAGAGAGAGAAAAUGAAUAAUUGGCUUGGUUUCUCUCUCUCUCCUCACCUCAACAUAGAUGGAGGAGGGGCCAACAACCCAAGCAGCCCCACAAACUUCACAGCAUUUCAUGGAGGAGAAAACUCAGAAAACCAGCAUCAAAGCUUCGAUGAAAUGAACAAAACAACAACACAUUUCUCAUCAUCUCACAUGCCUUUGCGCUCAGAUGGGUCUCUGUGCAUUAUGGAGGUUCUCAGACGCUCUCACUCAUCAGAUUGGAGGCUGAAACACAUGGAUUUAUCACGAACCCAUCAAGCUCCGGGCCUUCAAUCCUCACGCCUCAUAUCCACCUCCGAAUUCACCAACAACAAUGUAGAGAGAGAAAAUCCGAAGCUCGAAGAUUUCCUUGGCGCCACUGCGCACCCCCCGCCAUUUGAUCCCGUCUACUAUCAGCGCGGCCACCAUCAGGCGUUGGAUUUCGACCGCGAUCACCCGUCUACGGCUGGCAUCAAUGUAAAUAUCCCGAGCUUUCUCCAGAGCAGCACCAGUUCUAGAGAGAGAGAAAGCGAGGAGGCGCAGGCCCUAACUUCAUCAUUGAUCCGUCGUUUCGAUCAGCCGGAAACCUUUAUUCCGAGCCAUCUCCAAAACCCACAUCUUUAUAACAUGGCCUUAGAAAAUGCGGGCUCCAUGAGCCACGCAAUUGGUUCGGGGCCGGGAAUCUCCGGUUUGAAGUCAUGGCUGAGGCAAAACCCAAUCGCACCAAGUGAUAAGAGAUUGGUGCAUGAUGGUUCCGAGAAAGCGGGCCAAAUUGUGGCCUCAAAUGGAGAUUUUCAGGCGCUUUCUCUCUCUAUGAGCUCUGGUUCUCAGUCUACCUCAGUGAGUUUGCCUCAAUCUGCUGCCAUAGUUUGUGUUCCCUCUGAUAAUGCAAGGAAGCGGGGCCAUGGAAAAGCUCUCACUAAAGAGCCAGUUCCAAGGAAAUCCAUUGAGACCUUUGGUCAGAGGACUUCACAGUAUCGUGGGGUUACCAGGCAUCGUUGGACCGGGAGAUACGAAGCUCAUCUAUGGGACAAUAGCUGUAGAAAGGAAGGCCAGACCAGGAAGGGUAGACAAGUGUAUCUUGGAGGAUAUGACAAAGAAGAAAAGGCGGCUAAGGCCUAUGAUUUGGCAGCUCUCAAGUACUGGGGUCCUUCCACCCAUAUAAAUUUCCCGUUGAGCACUUACGAAAAGGAAUUGGAGGAGAUGAAGAACAUGACGAGGCAGGAGUUCGUGGCCAACUUAAGGAGGAAGAGCAGCGGCUUUUCCAGAGGAGCAUCUGUGUACCGUGGAGUGACAAGGCAUCAUCAACACGGACGAUGGCAAGCUCGCAUCGGCAGAGUUGCCGGUAACAAAGACCUCUAUCUUGGUACCUUCAGUACGCAAGAGGAGGCAGCUGAGGCCUAUGAUAUCGCGGCCAUCAAGUUCCGAGGUGUCUCUGCCGUUACAAAUUUUGACAUUAGCAAAUACGACGUCAAGAGAAUAUGCUCAAGCACAACGCUGAUAGGUGGCGAUCUCGCAAAAAAAUCCGGCAAAGAUCCCGGCCAACCUUCAAUAUCCAGUGAGUUUCCUGGCGACCCGACUAAUGCAGAUGCCAACAAAGAGUCUGCGAUUUUCCCACAGGUAGAAGAAGCCGCCCGUUUGCUAACUGAUCUCAGCGGCAACACAAACAAUUCAUUGGUCUCUUCUCUUAGCAAUCCGAGCUCUAACCCUGAGAGUCCAAAUCAUUCCUCAACUCAUUGCGAAAACGAUCCAAAUUGCCGUAAAAUGACGAUUUAUAACGGCGUCAGACAAGUUCAGGAUGGCGGUGGAGGAGAUUAUUCUCAGGCUCUCUUUCUCUCUCCCGAAUUUGGUGGAAAAUAUGCUAAGUAUGAGGGUUCAAAUAUUUCAGGCAACAAUGUUGGAGGCAAUAUUGGGUGGAUGGGGUCUAACAGGCCAAGCUUUCCUGUGUUCCAUCAGCAUCAGUUACCUAUGUUUGCCCUGUGGAACGACUGAGAAGGUCUUUAAAGAGAGAGAGAGAGAGAGAGUAUGAGACAGAAACACACUUUGUUAUAGGUUUUUUUUGGGUAGUUUUCUAAAUGGGAAGAAAAAUCUCACUGUUUUGAAAUUUGAA
Molecule: messenger RNA, 3245 nt
Organism: Amborella trichopoda
Lineage: Eukaryota; Viridiplantae; Streptophyta; Magnoliopsida; Amborellales; Amborellaceae
Source: RefSeq, a predicted model, not a curated record